ACUCACUCACCCACCCACCCACACACCCAUACUCCCAGAACAGACAGAGCAAGAAAGUGAGCGAGCACAUAGGGAGAAAUCCAUUUCUGUCGGAGGCCCCGGGUUUCGGAGCAGAGGUCGGAGUGAGGAAAGAAUGUGCAGUCAGUACUACAAGGGCUGCAACACCACAGCAUACUGGCUGAGCUGGAAAAGGGGGUGAAACCCGAGAGGCAACGCCGUGUCGAGUGUCAGGCCUGGAAGGUGCCGGGAUAUGGAGGGGAGGACAGGGCAUGGGGGAAAGAUGGGAGGAAGGAAAAAUGAAAAGAGGCGAGACGAGACGUAGGGGAAAACUGGCGGAGGAGAGAAGCAGUUGUGGACGUUAGAAAGAGAAGAGGAGAGCGGAGCGGAGCAUUUCCGAGAACCGUGGGACCUCACCGUGGUGUUGGGUGUCCCACCCUGAUUUCUGCCAGUUCCGGAUCAGGUUUCUCCUCCAAUCCGGUUCCUCUAAAGCCACAGCGAGAGACGUUUGCAGAAAGCACCAUGAAUGAGCUCCUGGGGUGGUACGGCUACGACAAGGUGGACCUCCGAGAGUCUGAGGCCAAUGAGAUCAGAAACUACCGGGAGAGGCGGCAGCAUGUGUCUGUGCUAAAAGAAAACUCGUUGCCAAAACCCAAAAGCCUGGAUGCCAAAGUCAGCCACUCGGUCCUGGCCAUGAAGACCGGAGAGAGGGACUCCUCCAGUGUCCCUUCCUCCUCGCAAUCAUCUUCCUCAACGAGCUCGAUCCUGACCACCCCGAAGGAGCACAAGAAUGCCCCGGUCAUUGUCCCUCUCAUAAAGCCUUCAGCAGUGGAAGAUGUACAAAACGUGCAAAUAGUAUGCGUUUGGUGCCAGAAGGAGGGAGUAAAGCGCUACUCGCUGUGUAUGGGCUCGGAGCUCAAGAGCUUCUGCAGUGAGAAGUGUUUCGCUGCCUGCAGACGGGCUUACUUCAAGCGCAACAAGGCCAGAGAUGAAGACCUUCAUGUGGAGACAUCCCCUCAUCACCCCCAUCCAGAAGACUCACCCAGAUUAGUGUUAAAAAUAAACACUAAUGUCAGAUCUCUCUCGCCUGUGCCACAGGUCUGUGACUGGUGCAAGCAUAUUCGCCACACCAAGGAGUACCUGGACUUUGGAUCUGGUGAGGAGCGGCUUCAGUUCUGCAGCAUCAAAUGUCUCAACCAGUACAAGAUGGAUGUUUUCUACCGAGAAGCCCGUGCAGCUCUCACCAGCACCAGUUCAAGCCCUAACAGAACCAGCCAGGAGGUGAGAGUGGACAACGGCGUACCAGGCCAGAAGCUACUUACUCCUGAGUCCUGGAGCAGCAGCACCAGCAGUACAGGGGACGCACGCAAUCGAAAUCUUUCACCCAAAGGAUCAGCGCUAAUUCACGGACCCAUGGAAUCAACAUCUGUGUCAUCCUCAGAAGCAUCAUCUUCUUCCUCCUCUUCCAAGGUCUCAGUGUCAGGGCUUAAGAACCUGGAGAGAUCAAUUCAUCCAUCCCUACCUACUAUGGACGUGCCAUCACAUCCAUCUCCUCUUCCUCCUCAGCCUCCUCCUCGUCCACCUCUGGAUCAAAAGCCAUUACCUCAAAUCCCCAUACCCUUCAUCAGGCCCCCUCUUCAUGCUCAGGGACUAAAAAGUCCCCUUGCCAAUCCUCCCAGACAUGCAGGCCCCCCUUCCAGCCCCAUCCACAGACCCCCACACUCUCCUCUCCUGCAGCCCCCUGCCUCUUCUUCAAUGAAUCCCCCAGGACUUAUGCAUCCUUUCCCUGGUGCCUAUUUCCCUGGCUUACACUCACCCCCUCUAAACUUAAUGCCAAGAGGACCCGUCCCAAUGCCUCAAGUAAUGAACUAUGGUAUCCCCUCUUUUAGUCCUCUUUUACCCCAUCCCACUGUCCUGGUGCCGUAUCCUAUUAUUGUUCCCUUACCUGUCCCCAUACCUAUUCCUAUACCCAUUCCAGUCCCUCCUAAAGCAGACCUUGAAACGCCAAAUCAUGGUGGAGUUAUCCAGCCCGUGCCAGAAGGGGUAGACAGGGGUAGAUCUAGGACAUCUAGUUCCACAUCUCCAGAUAUCUCUGAAGAGGUCAGUAGAGUGGAGGUCAAUAAACCAGGGGGAAACUUUUCUCUAAGCCUGACUUCAACAAAUGAAACCAACACAAAGGACAUAAAUUGGGUUAAAUCCGAAAGGCAGUUACUGUCCCCAUUAUCCACACCUCAAAGUAAAGCAUCCUCCCCCAGAGCACAAUGUAGUGAAUUGUCCUGCCCAGCCAAAACCUCCGAGGGAAUGACAGACUAUAAAACUAUACAUCAGCAGACAGAGCGCCAAGUCAUCCAAAGGGUUCUCCAGAGGACCCAAGUGAAGUUAGAGCCUUGUGCCAAUGGAAUUGGGGAUCCGGCAGCACUGGGAGAGUUAGGAACUGGUCAGUUUAACAGGUCAGGGUUCAACAAUAUCAUCAGACCGAACCUCACUCUGUCACAGUCACCUUCAAAUGACUUCCAACAACCCGAUUCCCUCAAUCCACCUUCCAACAACCCGUCCAGCCCCUUGGAGAGCAGUGAGUCACAUAAUCCAAAGUCCUCUACCAAGGACCAUCCUCAAAAUUGCACGUCAUCCUCAUCCACACCCUCAAGUAUGGACUCUUCCUUACCCCAGAGAUUACCAGCGCCACUCCAGGAUCCUGCACUCAGUGAACUUGAAGCUAUCAAAGAAAACAAGUGUUCUGUUGUUAACGCGGUGCUGGUUGAAGGUCCAGUCGGUCAGUUGGAAGGGCCCUUAACGGUCGGCGGGGGUGUAGGGGAAGAUUCACACGUUCCAGAUGAGGACCACGCUUACGCCCUGCCCACAGCACCAAAGACAGGUGGGACCACACCCCCAUUACUCUUACCCAAACUCAGGGACAAGGGUAGCUUGCGGAGUCCUGCCAACAUGCCCAGCGCAGUGGAGAUGGAGCCAGCCCUGAAGAGGCGGUGCCUAAGGAUCCGAGAUCAGAACAAAUAGAGAAAGGAGACUCGCUGUUUGACGUUCUCCGGCGGUGCCAGGUUUAGCGCCGUGCCGUUUGUGUGGACAACACCAGAGCGAACACCUUCCUGCCCGCCUGUCUGCCUUUCCCUCUGCCCGUCAGACCAGCAGGGUGCCAACCCAGGAAGCAGUCCAGAUGGCCCAGUCAUCACAAGUCAACAACGUGGAAGAACACACAACUCAGUCACAGAGUUUUUUUUUGUUGUUUUUUUUUUUUGUUUGUUUUUUUUGCCUUGGACCAAAAAGUAUCACUGGCUUGUGUGUUGUAUUGAGCUGACUGAGGGUUUGGAAGGGACGUCCUUCAGAUCCUCAUCCUGUCUGACAUUGCCCUCAAGCGUUUAUGUGUGCACAAGUUAGUAUGGCUGCCCAGAUGCGCUCCUCCUCCUCCUCCUCCUCCUCUCCUUACUCCACUCAGCAGACAGCGCUCUGAUCAGCCUUGUGUGGUCUUCUCAGAUGGAGCCUGAACAUGAUCUCUUUCCAGGGGAAACGGUUUGUUUUCUCUGCCCGGCUUGCACAAAGAACCACAUUGUUUCUCUACUCAUAUCCCACGCUGACUCCCCACUCCAGGUUUUGAGUUACCUGGCCGAUCAGGGCUCAAACUUCAGGAGUGGUUUUUUUUUUUUUUUCUUUCUAUUUUUUUGAGGAAAAGCCAGGAAUAUAGUAUAGCCUUUUCUAUUCCGCCUAUCCACCCAACAUAAAUACAAGAUGGGCUACGCUCACUCGGUUUUGAGAUGUUAUCCCCUCGCAAGUGAUCGCCUGAGAUUUACCAGCCUGCUCGCUUCUCCUGAGAAAUGAGAGAAAUCUGCUGAGAUGAAAACUUUAUCCUCAGGCAACUUUCUCCAAGUGUUCGGAGAGCCAGGCUGAAGAAUUCCUGGGGGGAAAGCUAAACUACACGCAACAUGUACGAGGAUGCACUUACCAGUGCACAGUAGCAUUGAUAAUCUGAGAUUCCCGCUCGUCAUGAUAGCGCUGGUGCACAACAUUAGUCACUAUGUCCCCUCCUGAUCUGCAAAAUCAGAAUGACUUGUAGCACAGAGUGCCACGCAUGCUUGCAGUCUCCUGACAGGGUAACCGAUUCCAAUGUGUUUGCUCUUAUCUGACAGUUCUGUAAAGAAAGAUCCGCCUUGUAAUAUUACCAGAUGAGGUAUUACACUCGAAAGCAUCAAAUGCUGUAGCAAACAGUGAUCAGUAUUACAGUUGCCACAUUUGGGGACGCCGACGGAUCACUUUGAGGAUUGUCAAACACUUCAUUUUUUUUUGUAGUUAAACUCUGCACAGGUACAAUUUGAUGUUAUAUUAUGUUAUGCAAGAUGCAUAAGUCAAUUUUCAUUGAAUGCAUUUUAUUUCUGUAUUUGUACUUUUAUUUGAAUAUAUUCAGUGAGUGCCGAAACCCGUUUGUGCCCUCUAACGUUAUUAUGAUGACAGGUCCCCACUAGAGGGCAGUGUUUGCCAUUUUUUAAACUUUGCACCUGGAUACCAAGAGUCCCUUAUGCAGUCUGCAGUAAGUCAUUAGUUACACUAAUGCACUCAUUGCUAUUUUAUUAAAAUCCAAUGCCAAAUACGUACAGUUUGCCAUUAUUUUUCUUCUUGAUACCAAAUACUGCCAUCAACAUUACUUUAGUUCUUUCCCAUGAGAUACAUGGGGGAAUUCACCCCUUUUGAACUUCUCUACAUUUUCCCACGGUACAACCACAAACCUAGGGUACUUAACGAGGCUUGAAUGUGAUUGGGAGGAAAAUAACCACCCGUUGCUGCAAUUGCUGCUGUACGUCUUUUGCAGUAUGUCUCUAUCAGCUUUGUAAAUGUUAGACAUUGUCAUUUUUGCCAUUUUUUUAUUUCACAAAAACUGAGUGAAAAACAUUACAUUGUUCACUCAAUCUUUUACAAGCAAAAAUGUGGUGGAAAAAAAUACACUACACGUCACCUUGAACUCACCACUCAUCCAGGAAAGCAUGGUGGAGGGAGGGUCAUGUUGUGAUAAUUCCUUUCUUAAGCAAGGAAGCUGGCUGGAAGUGAUGGGAAGACAGACGGAGCCAAGUACAGAUCAAUAUCGGAAUUAAAACCACUCAGAAGCUGCAAAAAACUGGAGUCUGGGGUGAAGUUUCACCUCAAAGACUGUGUGCCCUUCAAUCCCAAAAUUCAGUGUAAAGGUGCAGCACUUUUCUCUGUUUUUCUAUUCACCCAAAGGCCACUUCCAUCUAGCAAGUCAUGCCAUAAUGACAGAGUCAUCCACAUCCAGUAAGGAAACUUUGUCAACAGCCUCGGUGAGUCAGUGGUGACAUCACUUCUGACAAGCGGCUGCACUGUCAACAACUUUCCCAAUCUGAUGGCACAUGCUAAAACAUUUACAGUGGCAAUCGGAAUUAUCCAUGCAGAUCCCCUUUUUUAUUAUUGUUAUUUAAAUUUGUCAAGAAAACACAAGUUUGUUGCUUUUGUAGCCUGACGUAUAGGUACUGUCUGAUCUCCACUUGUCACAAAUUUAGCCUUCGGUCUGGAAUAAAUCCGUCAGAUUGUUUGUAUUGAAUAAAUAUUAUGUAACCAAGAUCCUUGAUUGAGAUCUCUUUGUAAAAUGAGAUGAAUAAAAGUUAUUCUAUGAGCAUUGA
This is a messenger RNA of Fundulus heteroclitus (mummichog), 5636 nucleotides long. Its product is annotated as sine oculis-binding protein homolog. The coding region runs from base 520 to 3012 and encodes 830 amino acids. The record is from RefSeq and is a predicted model, not a curated record. NCBI's taxonomy places the organism in Eukaryota, Metazoa, Chordata, Actinopteri, Cyprinodontiformes, Fundulidae. The transcript is spliced from 7 exons. Gene Ontology annotation, biological process: animal organ development. Gene Ontology annotation, cellular component: nucleus.